Alternaria incomplexa is the source of this 4851-nucleotide messenger RNA. RefSeq lists its product as uncharacterized. Gene Ontology annotation, molecular function: protein binding. The coding region runs from base 1 to 4851 and encodes 1616 amino acids. The transcript has a single exon. Lineage: Eukaryota; Fungi; Ascomycota; Dothideomycetes; Pleosporales; Pleosporaceae. The record is from RefSeq and is a predicted model, not a curated record.
AUGGCGGCCACAGGGGGUGGGCCAUCGUCAGCAUUCAAGUCGCCAACGUUUGAGAAGGAUGUGCAGAUCGUGGUAGACGAUGAUAUUGGCGCCGCAAGUAUAAGCCCUGCAGGACGCGACGUGGUACUCGCUAGCAAGAAUGGCCUGCGCAUUAUAGAUCUGGAUGACUUAUGGUCUCUACCACUCGUCAUCCCAAACCAGUCUUCAUGGGAUGUUGCAGAUGUACAAUGGUCUCCGUUCGCGGCACGCGCCGAAUGGAUCGCGUCGACGCGAAAUCAGCUUGCGCUUGUAUACAAUCUCUCCAUGCCUUACAACAACAACAAAGCGCCCAUCGAAUAUACCCUGCGCGCACAUGACCGAGCUAUAACAGACAUCAACUUCUCCGCGCAUCAUCCAGACCUCUUGGCAACUUGUGGUGUUGACAGCUUCGUCUUCGUCCACGAUCUUCGCAGCCAAAAGGCGCCACUGAAGCUUGCCGAUUAUACCGCAGGAGCCACCCAAGUGAAAUGGAACCGCCAAAACGACAAGAUUAUCGCAAGUGCUCACGACAAAUACCUUCACAUCUGGGAUACUCGUCAUGGAGCCAACCCUCUUUCUACCAUUACUGCGCACACGACCAAGAUUUACGGCAUUGACUGGAACCGCAACGAUGCGAAUAAGAUCAUGACCUGCUCACUCGACGCGACUAUCAAACUUUGGAACAACGUAGGUUUGAAAGACAAUAUAACCGUUCCUCGCCGCGUUAUUCGCACUGAUUACCCUGUGUGGCGAGCGCGACAUACGCCCUUUCCACAUGGCAUUCUCGCCAUGCCACAACGUGGCAACUCCUCUCUCUGGCUAUACAAACACGUUGAUGGUAGCGAUCCUUCGACCUUUACCAACAAUCAUGCUACAGAAUUCCCCGAGCACGGCGAGCAUGGCCCUGCCCAAGUUCGUGAAUUCCUCUGGCGCACGCGUGGCUCUACCGAUGACGGAUUCGACAACCGGGACUUUCAGUUGGUUUCUUAUGGUACUGACAGGCGACUCAUACUUCACCGUCUUUCUACAGAAGAUUUGGAAGCGUGGGUCGGUCACCGUAAAGGCGAGCCACUUGUCGAACAGCCCAGCAGGACGCGAAAAGGUGCAACGUAUGUUUCAUAUCGCGAUGGACCUAUUCCUACUACCACUAGUACAACCACUCAGGACGAAUUCGGCCCACCUCGCAGACAACGCAAAGGCAACCUUUCCACUCUCCUCCAGAACUACUCACUGAAAGAGGACGCUUACGCUCCGCGCUACCAUGACCGAAUGCAUCCUCGGAUUCAACAUGAGACAAUUCCGCGAGAAACCAUGACGGCUCGCCCGAUUCGGCGACAUGAUCCACGUGUAGUCAAUCACAUGAAGUGGAUUAAUGGCAUCAAAUUCGGGAGCGACGGUCACAACGAUAUCAAUGACCUCCAAGCUCCCCCCAACCAUCACGACCGUAAUAAGAAGCAGCCAUUUCAGGAGCAGAACGACCUUGGUGCAGAGAUUGCUUUGGUAGGCCACAAGUACAAGAAGCUUGCUUUUGAAGAAAUCGAUAUUCCCCGGCGACGCAUCAAGGUCUCCUUCAGCGGUCCAUGGGGUGAUUGGGAUGCAGUCACAAACGAACCCAGAUUAGUGUUUCUUCGCUUCACAAUCAACUUCCCAGUUUCCUACCCGAGGGCAAUCAAAAGGGAAGAGUCGGGCUCCGUUCUUAGCAGGAUAUCGAGUCCUUUGCAUAUUGAGUUUGAGAGGACGACAGCGGCGAUUAGCAAAGAAACCCAAGAUGAACUAACGAACAACAUGCACCGCAUUGCGGAAACCUGCGCAGACCAACAGCGAGAGGGCCUGGAAGCAGUCCUAUCGUAUGCGUUGGGUGAACGAGCUUUGGACGACAGCCUAGAUCUAGCCGAAGAUGACGACGCGCUCGCAGACCUUGGACCACUGCCUGGCGAGAGCUCUAGUGAGGAUGAAGACCAGGAGGGCGAGUUCACUGAUGACGUCAUGCAGUCAUCCCAUACUAACGCCAACAUACCUCUGCCGGUUCAGUGUACUGCACGAUUCUCGGUAGAUGGAUCCCUUGUAGUCGCAAGGAUACCCGUAGCAAAAUCUAUGCCUGGCGCAGAUACCUUCAGAUUCCAGAUUACCAGGAAUCUUAGACAGGGUGUUUCGAAGAAUGACAUCUUCGACUCGUUCGGCCGCUUCACAAAUCGUCAUCCGGGAGCCUCCGAUGGCGCGUCGUCGCCAUCCUCCUCCGUUGGAUCAUGGGAAACAUCCUCCACCCUAUCUUCAUCGUCCGACUCCCACCAUGCAGGAAAUUCGCAUAUAGGCAACUUCCAGCCACCGCUUGCUUGGCAAAAAUCGGCAUCCCGCUUCCAAUCGCGAAACUCUAUACCCUCCUCCACUGGUGGAGGAAAACAGACGACUAAACCUAAGUCGACGGUGUCAAUACUAUUUUCUGCCACAGAGGAUCUGGUACCCAGUAAACGUGAACUCGCGGAGGAAUACAGGAUCUUUGGACCUGGACCAGUGAUAUGCGAGCACAAUUCCGAAGUAGCUCGGAAGUACGGCUUCGAUGAUCUCGCGGAUAUUUGGAUUCUUUGCAAACUGAUUUUGAGUAAUGAGGUACCCUUGGAAAUACUACCUCAAAAGUACCGGAGGGACCAGGUCCUUGUGCUCGCCCGAAGAGCUCUUGUGAGAAUCAAACGCAAGGACAGUGGGUUGGACUUACAAUUCGACGAGGCAGAUACCGUGGCCAAUCCUAAGCUCAAAGCUCGCGUAAAAUGGGGACAUCACAUUGUCGUCACGUGGUUGAUACCAUCGCUUUUCGACCACUUCGAACGCCUAGCAGAUACCCAGAUGCUUGCUAUGCUGUCGUGUAUCUUUGCAGAACCUGCUGCUCGCGAAGGUGUCACUUCAGCUAUGGCCAAGAUGCGACAAUCCCAGCUGCCUAUGUCCAUGGAAGCACCAGCGUUUUCAUUAGACUACUUCCCUUCAGUGGAUGCUGCGUGGAGCUUGUUCCAGCCCACGAUUUCUGUUCCAUCUACGCCAUCGCAAUCGCGUUUUGCAACGCCGGCCAACGAGUUUGCUUGGCAAAGACUGGCCAAGAAUUUCGAUACGUACGGCAGCCAUGGAAGCUCAAAUGGCCCGUGGGGCAGCGACCAUGUCAGCUCCGAUCCUGUUACGCCAUACUCUACUGGUAACACGCCUCCCGCCUUGUCCAGGGCGUCUACAAUGAGGAGUGCGCAGACGGCUAAUCACACACCGUACGGAACAUCGCCAGAGCAAAGUCACACGGCGCAUAAAAAAAGCUCCACUGCAAAUUUCGCAAGUGCUGUUGCUGCAUUGUCGCGUCCUUUUGCGAACGCAAUGUCCUCUUCGCCUCCAGUAAGGUCACGCAUGGACGAUCUCUCAACUUCAGCACCCACCAGUGGUGUUACUUGGGGCACAACCACAUUCUAUGGAAGCGACUCCCAUGAUCAGAACAAUCUCUCAACCUCACGCUCAAAGCACGGCAAGCGAGCAAGCUUCGGGCAGUCAGAGCAAGUCAAUGUCAACUACAUAGAGGAUUCGGAUUCUGACUACGAGAGAGUCGAGGAUGACGGUGGCGACAGACUGGCGAACUCAAAAGAAAGUGGCGCAUUUGACAAACCUAAAGAUGGUGUCAGUAACAGAGGGGGCAUCAAGGUCACGCUCAAGAACCAAGAUCAGUUCGAUGAUGAGGCAUGUUUCAGUAGGCCACUACUAGACACAAGUAAAGACUGGUUACAUCGGGCUUGGCGCGAGCAGUAUGCUGAGAUGCUGAGCCGCUGGGGUUUGGUCAGCAUACGGGCCGAAGUACUAAAGUUCAACGGCCUUGUGUCAUACUUCCCAGCUGAACCUCCUCGUACCGGCCUCAAACAUGGCUCAGUAUCGCUCGCACUAAAGACAUCCGCCGACGAAAGCGGCGAUGAAAAGACAUCAAGACAUCUAUCUCGAGCUUCAUCAACACUGGUUCCUCCAACACCCACCACAUCGCAGAUGAAGCGCACACCGGGCGCAUCACCUUUCCACUUCUCCUUCAACCCCGAAGCAAUGGAGUUCCAACCUGGAACGAUAUCUGGCAAUAUAUCAGCAGAAGGUCUACCGUCUUUCAACACACUCAUUCCAACAGAGCAGUAUCUCCAGCUUUCAAUACCCGUCCCAACCCCAACGAAGGAGCUAGACGAGAGUGUUGCCGGCCUCGACACGUCGCCCGGCCAGAACCGACUACAGCCUCCACCCAGCAGAGCGAGCCGACCCAGCCUUUCACGGGGCACAUCAACCGUAUCAGCCGGUUCGUCAUGGCGUGACGGACGCUCGCGCACCAACCUCACCACUACAUCCUCCAAGCCCAUCAAAAUAGAGCCCGUGUACAGUUGCAGUAUCUGCUGGAUCCGCGUCUCAGGCCUGUUCCACCUCUGCCCCUCAUGCGGACACGUCGCGCACAUGGACUGCAUGGACGACGAGAUUGGCAUGGAAGACGGUGAAUGCGUAGUCGGCUGCGGAUGCGGCUGCGGCCUCGAAAACGACGAUGAGCGAAGCAGAAUGGAAGCCUACAUUGAAGGUGUACGCGCGGCGAACGCUGCUGGUAUCGCAUGGGAAGAGGGCAGCGAGUGGUUACCCAGCGGCACUACAACGCCUGCUCUGUAUGCUGAAAGCGCCUAUGGUGACUUCAUGACGGGCGGUGCGAGUAAAAUGGCGGGUAUGAAUGGUGGCGAGGAGAAGAGGAAGGAGAGGUUGGGUGGGCGCAGUAAUGUGGUUAGUCCUACGCCGGCUAAGAAGAAGAAAGGGAAGAAGAAGGUGAGGGCUUCGGGGUUGAGCUACUAUUGA